Messenger RNA from Bombyx mandarina (wild silkworm), 2403 nucleotides. RefSeq names its product fasciclin 1 Fas1 domain-containing (gene Fas1). Gene Ontology annotation, cellular component: extracellular matrix. Gene Ontology annotation, biological process: cell adhesion; extracellular matrix organization. The record is from RefSeq and is a predicted model, not a curated record. NCBI's taxonomy places the organism in Eukaryota, Metazoa, Arthropoda, Insecta, Lepidoptera, Bombycidae. Gene Ontology annotation, molecular function: cell adhesion molecule binding.
CCCUACCUUCGCCCGUCCGAACUCCGAAUACCGCACAUGUACUCCGCGAGUGUGCUGUGAAAAUUUGGAUGUUUUCUUGCAAUUAUGGGGCCGUGUAUUUUGUUACUAGUGAUGUGCGUCGGACUCGUUGUGGCUGACAGGAAGAUGACUGUCGCUGAAAAGUUGAAGGAAGACGCAGAUCUCUCUCAGUUCUUGGCGCUGUUGGAGCGGAACGUAGUAGCCAAUACCAGUCUUCACUACAGACAGAUGACCCUGUUCGCGCCAACAAACGAAGCUUUCCAAAGAUACAUGGGCGAAAUGGACGAUAACCUCGUCCUGUACCAUAUAUCAAACCUGGCAACCACGCUGACAAACUUGGAUUAUGCUAUUUCUUCGGAAUUAGAUGGUAAUCCUCCAUUAUGGGUGACUAGGCGUCACGAUGCCAUGCACGACGACAUCUAUGUGAACAACGCUAAAGUGUUUAUUUCAAGAUCAUAUCAAUCGGUUAACCGAAACAAUAAAAGACAAGUACUCCAUGUGAUAGAUCAAGUUCUGCAGCCACUUCAGCCUCAUGGUCCUGGCUCCGUCAGCUCUCCAGUCUAUAGCCCUAAUGCAUAUCAGUUUUUAGAACACUCUGAUGUCUUCAAUAUUGGACAGCAUCGCCUAAGGUCUUUCCGUCAAAAAGUGAACCAGCUACAGAAAAGCAAAGUAUUUAACGCGGAGGGCCGGCAUACAUUCUUCAUUCCAGUUGACGAAGGAUUCGAGCCUGCAGCUAGGUCUGACCUGAUAGAUGAGAAAGUAAUAGACGGUCACGUUAUUCCGCACCAUGUUCUGUUCACGCACGCAACCCCCGACGCCAAAGAGUUUGAAACCUUGGCAUUUGGAGACAAUGUUAAGGUCAUUGUGUCGUUCAGUACAACCAUGAACGGCAAAGAGGAAAUCACUUACGUUAAAUCGAAUACUGUGGCUGGCGACGCGAAGCAUAGCCGCGGCGUUGUGUUAGCCGACAUUGUCCGAGCGAAUAUUCCGGUGAAAAAUGGUGUAGUGCAUCUAAUCCAAAGGCCGCUGAUGGUCGUAGACACGACUAUCAUCAACUUCUUGAAGGAAAAAGAGGAUGGUCCACUAUGUAAAUUCUACGAAGUGCUUAUGGAUUUGGGACCCAACAAUCAAUUUUACACCGAACUUACAUUGGCUAAAGAUAUUACUCUGUUCGCUCCGUCAAACGAAGCAUGGGCUGAACUCAGUGUUCAAAAUAUUAUUAGAAACCAUCAGAAGCUAAAAGAAAUAUUAAAUUUGCAUCUAGUACGAGAGCGACUUCCUAUGGACGCCAUAAUCCACAACAACAUGAAUCAGCUCCCCGGAACUAUCUACCAAGCUCCAACGGCGCUUCCACGCAAAUACCUAUACUUCAAUAUUUUGACGCGUGGACAAAAUCAAACGCUGACAGUGGAAGGUGGUGGUGUUAAUGCGACAGUGAUCCAACCAAAUAUCGCAGCAACCAACGGAUUCGUACACAUUAUUGACCGAGUUCUCGGAGUACCUUAUACUACUGUGUUUGAAAAACUAAAGGCCGACCCCAUGCUGAAUAUCACCUACAACCUCGGCAAGAGACAAAUGUUCAAUCAUCAGUUAAACGAUAUGGAACACCGUUAUACGUAUUUCGUGCCGCGGGACCACGCUUGGUUGAAAUUCCAAAUUCGGCACCCUUCUGCGUACAAAGCCCUUUUCAGAGAAGACUUCGGCUAUUUCACCAAGCAAAUAUUAGAACGUCAUGUGAUUAGGGCGGGGCGUGCUUACACUGUAUCCGAUUUAAAACUGCUCGCGAAUGAAACGCAUCCAUUUGUUCUACCGACGUCCCGCGAUCCGCUCAGGUUGCGUGUGAAGGAAUCUGAUAAAAAUUAUUACGUCGAAUGGAACGGCCACUGGAUCCAUGUCUUCAGACCAGAUGUCGAAUGCACUAAUGGUAUUAUUCAUGUCAUCGACGAGCCAUUCGUUUUGGAGAGCGACAUCCGAGCCACAGGCGCAUCUGAACGUUUAAAUCUACCAUUUCUCGUUCCCGUUUUGUCAGCUUCGUAUUUUUUGACUAAGCUUUUCGAGAACUAAACGAUUAUUCUUUUCACAGUCAAUUACGUUUCGCGAUUGUUAUUACUGAUUUUUAAUAAAAUGAGUUUUUGUAAUUUCAUGCACUAACAUAAUUUUCGAUAGCCGAUUGUGUUUGCGUGAAUCAUCAGAUAGACUUCGUUUAAAUUUAAAUCACAAAAGUGACUUGCAUUUUAACUAAUAUAAUAUUGUGCUGUUUUUACGUAGUGAUCCAAACAGAUUGGAUUAAAAGCACUGCCAAAGAAUUUUGUGGCGAAACGGCUACAAAAUUUUUAAACUUCAUGUAUUAAAUCAAAUAACUAUAGAAUACUUAAAUUAUAUUCG